UUUUUGUAUAGAAAUAUACCGAAAUUUUGCAUUUUUGUUAUAAAGUUUGGUAGGUAUAGUUAAAUAUUAUAGGUUAAAGCUGGCAGCACUCAAUAUUUCAAUGCUGAAAUCAGCUGUUUCGGUAUCAAGCAUUUUCGCUAUAUUAUUUAUUUAUUGACAUUGUUUGACAGAUGAUCUAUAUAAAAGUGGAGAUUUUAAAAUUACAUAUUAAAUGAUAUUAAUUAAAUGAAAAUUUUUUAAUUUACACAUUAAAAUGAAUGAAAGCGAUGCAUAUGUCAAUAACAUUUUACAAGACGUUGAUCGAAUUCCUUCGGAUGGAGUAUGUAUUACGACUAUAAACUGCAAUCAUGAAAAAUCUGAUAACGUAGAGAAAGCAAGCGCAGUUUGGACGUACAAUGCUACCUUAACACUUCUAAAAUUAUAUGAAAAUAAGUUGGAAAUGUUAGAAACACCCAAAAAGAAAACCAGAAUUUGGAAUGCCAUAUCAGAAAGCUUAAAAGAUUAUAACAUUGAGAUGACACCAGAUCAAGUACGAUGGAAGAUAAAUGCAUUGACAAAAAAAUAUAAGCAAUGUGUUGAUACGGGGCAUUGUAUGAAAUUUAAAUAUUUUAAAGAAAUGGAUAACAUUUAUGCACAAUAUAAUGUGGAUUGUGACUCAUUCACUAUUGGAGAAUUUUUACACAAAAAGAAAGAUGGUAAGCAGCCAUACACCAAAGACACAUCAAUAAAAACCAAUGUAGAAAGUAAAGCAAUGAUUGAACUUAGAAAAAUACGACUGGCGAAUAGGAUUGAAUCUGAGAGGUCCCAAAGUAAAAACAACUUAGAAAAACAAUGGCUUGAAUACUUAAAACGACAGGAACAGAAUAAGUUACUGCAAGAUCAGAUAUUUGAGCGCAAUUUAAAGUUAAAAGAAGAAGAUUUGCAGUUACGAAGGCAAGAAAUAGAAAUGAAAGAAUCAAUCGAGAUAAGGAAGCUACAAUUAAAAGAACAAGAACAAGACGAUUUAUUAUUAAUUGAAAGAGAAAAAUGUGAAAUGCUUAAACAAAUUUUUGCUGAUAGAAUUAUAUUAUAAAACAUAAAAA
Nymphalis io (European peacock) is the source of this 1082-nucleotide messenger RNA. RefSeq lists its product as uncharacterized. The coding region runs from base 254 to 1072 and encodes 272 amino acids. Lineage: Eukaryota; Metazoa; Arthropoda; Insecta; Lepidoptera; Nymphalidae. The transcript has 4 exons. The record is from RefSeq and is a predicted model, not a curated record.